UCUGAUCGUUGGUUCGUGAUUUUCGUGAAUGACUGAAUGGAUAGAUUGAACUUUUGAAACUAAAAAAAGUAAAAAUUACGAGCGAGCAAAAGUGAUUUGCGCUAAGCCGGUGGUUUAUUGUCUUUUUAAGCCUAACUUCACAAAAGAUCUCAAAAUGGUCUCCCUAAACCCCAUCAGAAUAUUGAAAAAUGAAGCUGAAGAAGAGAAAGCUGAGGUGGCUCGUAUGUCCAGUUUCAUCGGAGCUAUUGCAAUUGGCGAUUUGGUAAAGAGUACUCUGGGCCCUAAAGGGAUGGACAAAAUUUUGGUCUCUAUGGGCAGAAAUUCUGGACAGGUUGAAGUCACAAAUGAUGGUGCCACAAUUUUGAAAUCAAUUGGCGUUGAUAACCCGGCCGCAAAGAUUUUGGUAGAUAUGGCAAAGGUACAAGAUGAUGAAGUGGGUGAUGGUACAACAUCAGUCACCGUCUUAGCUGCUGAACUGCUUCGUGAGGCCGAGAAGCUUGUUGAACAAAAGCUGCACCCUCAGACAAUUAUUGCCGGAUGGCGCAUUUCGGUUGAUGCUGCCAAGAAAGCUCUUGCAGGUGCCAGCUUUGACCACCAGAAGAACCUCAAUGAUGCGGCUCUCCGUGCUGACCUGGAAAAUAUAGCUCGUACAACAUUAAGCUCCAAAAUUCUCUCUAAUCACAAAGAACAUUUCACAAAACUGGCCGUGGAUGCAGUGCUCCGCCUGAAGGGUUCAGGGAAUCUGAAGGCUAUACAGAUCAUCAAAAUUUCUGGAGGCCUCCUUGAAGAGUCAUUCCUGGAUGAAGGCUUUCUUUUAAACAAAAAGGUGGGAGUGCAUCAACCAAAACGCAUUGAAAACGCCAACAUUUUGAUCGCCAAUACCCCCAUGGACACGGACAAGAUUAAAGUGUUUGGUUCAACCAUCAAAGUGGACUCCAUGGCCAAAAUUGCCGAACUGGAGGUGGCCGAAAAGGAAAAGAUGAAGGACAAAGUCAACAAGAUCUUAGCACACAAAUGCAAUGUCUUCAUUAACAGACAAUUGAUCUACAACUACCCGGAGCAGCUGUUCGCGGACGCGGGCGUGAUGGCCAUAGAGCACGCGGACUUCGACGGCAUCGAGCGGCUGGCGCUCGUCACCGGCGGCGAGAUCGUCUCCACCUUCGACUCCCCCGACAAAGUCAGGCUCGGGCACUGCAAAGUGAUCGAACAGGUUUUGAUAGGCGACGAGUGCCUGAUCCGUUUCUCGGGCGUGGAGCUGGGCGCGGCGUGCACCGUGGUGAUCCGCGGCGCCACGCAGCAGGUCAUCGACGAGGCCGAGCGCUCGCUGCACGACGCGCUCUGCGUGCUCGCCGCUACCGUGCGCGAGCCCAAGGUCAUCUACGGCGGAGGCGCGAGCGAGAUGCUGAUGGCGGAGGCGGUGUCCGCGGCGGCGGCGCACACGGCGGGCAAGGAGGCCGCCGCGGCCGAGGCCUUCGCCGUGGCGCUGCGCCGCCUGCCCGCCGCCGUGGCCGACAACGCCGGCUACGACAGCGCCGACCUCAUCGCGCGCCUGCGCGCCGCGCACGCCCGGGGCGACGCCACCGCCGGCCUCGACAUGAACAACGGCGUGGUGGGCGACAUGAAGCAGCUGGGCGUGACGGAGUCGUACGUGGUGAAGCGGCAGGUGCUGGAGUCGGCGGCCGAGGCGGCCGAGAUGAUCCUGCGCGUCGACAACAUCCUCAAGGCCGCGCCGCGCCGCCGCCAGCCCGACCACCGCCCCUGCUAGGCGCACACCCCCCCCACACACACACAUACAUACAAGGCCGAGGCGUACCUAACUUAGACGGUUCAUCAUUCUAAAUUCAAAAGCGCAAAAGACUAGAUUCUUACGACCACGCGCGGUUAAAAACUAAAAUCGCAGUGGCAAUCGUAAGUCGGGUACGCGGCGAAAAUAUUACACUCUUUGCAAAGUAAUUUUUGCUAAUUUCGACUUCAUAAAGCGUUGUCACACCUGUGUGACGUUUGUCAUAAAUUCCAUCAUAUCUAGAGCUGUAUUGUCAUUAAAAUAAAAUAAAUAUGAUACAGAACGCACGAAUUAAAUGUACAACCGCGCGUGGCACGUAAUCGUUUACAGCAGCUUGUUAUGAACCGUCCGAGUUAAACGUUAGACCUUUAGUAUUAUCUGAAACUCAUGACGAACGGUUCUAGUCAUUCGAUUCUCUAUCCUAACGUUAUGUUAAAAAGUCUAAGAAAGAUGUGGAAUCAAAUGAAUAAAACCGUUUAACAGAGUUCCCCAGGUAAUAGCACUGUAUCUGUCAACUGGUGUGAAGUUAGCGAUAUACGACAUCUAUUUUUAGUUACUUGGACGAAAUGUUUUUGUAAAGUUGCUCAACUUUCUCGGUGAUAUUGCAUCAAUCACAUUUGUCUGUCUUAAAGCUUUAAUACCUUUAAUAUAUUUUUUUGGUGCUUCCCCGUAAGGAUACCUCAUCGGACAGAUAUUUUGGUUCAGAUACGUUGAAAAAUAAGCUUUAUUGCCCUCUUCACACUAGUUACAUAUCCGUAUAUACAGAUUUACCGAUUGAUGCGGUACAGAGCAUUUCACUACGUUUAUAACAUUCUUAGGGUGCAUGCGUUGACCGUGAAUGGAGUUGACGGAUGUUACUCAAUGUGAACAAAGUAUGGAUGUGGAUUUUUCAGAUAUAUCUGAGUAUGUCCGUACAUUAUUUUACUUACACUUAAUUAGCUUGGUUAAUGCUGAUGCCAGUAUUGUUAAAGUUCACUAUUUUAUUUCACGAUUUUUUAAUGAAUUACCAAUUUAGUUGAAAGAAAGCCUUAUUUCACCAGUCUGACAAUUGUCGCCUGACAUUGACAAUUCGCUGUACAUUGCUGGUCCAACGAGUAAAUAUUGACGUAAAAGUGUACGCGAAAUUGUCAGUAUAGAUUAAGUUCGUGAAAUAGCCCAGUUUAGACAUAUGUGUCGUGAGAUUAAAUUGUGCGACUCGUAUCUAUAUUUUUGUGUCGUUUAUUGUCACAGAUGUUAUUUUACUAAAUGUCCUCUUAGCUUUGCUAGCGGAACUAUUCCUAAGACUCUAAAAACAAUGUUUCACUAACGUUAUUGUUUUAUUUUCUGGCCACAGAUGCCUUGAUUUAAUGAUGUAUGAAUAAAUAUUUAAUACUAUGUGA
Messenger RNA from Cydia pomonella (codling moth), 3162 nucleotides. RefSeq names its product T-complex protein 1 subunit beta (gene CCT2). Gene Ontology annotation, biological process: protein folding. NCBI's taxonomy places the organism in Eukaryota, Metazoa, Arthropoda, Insecta, Lepidoptera, Tortricidae. Gene Ontology annotation, cellular component: cytosol; chaperonin-containing T-complex. The coding region runs from base 155 to 1765 and encodes 536 amino acids. The record is from RefSeq and is a predicted model, not a curated record. Gene Ontology annotation, molecular function: ATP hydrolysis activity; ATP-dependent protein folding chaperone; ATP binding. The transcript is spliced from 10 exons.